This is a messenger RNA of Acanthamoeba castellanii str. Neff, 1410 nucleotides long. RefSeq lists its product as uncharacterized. Bases 1 to 1410 code for a protein of 469 amino acids. The transcript has a single exon. Lineage: Eukaryota; Discosea; Longamoebia; Acanthamoebidae. The record is from RefSeq and is a predicted model, not a curated record.
AUGAAGCCAGGGGUGACCUACAUCGGCAACAUCAGCGCCAACGUGCAAGCGCAGUUCGCCAUCGACUUGCCGUACGACCUCACAUCGGUCGUGCUGACCCUCUCGGCAGAGACCAAAUUCUCGCAGCCGCUGGCCAUCAUGACGGUCCUGAAUCAGAAGGCCGCGGCGGAUGUGCAGCCGCCGAAGACGCAGGCAACCAUCAGUGCGGCCUUCCUGCCCAAGGUUCGGGCCUUCAUCAACGUCACGUCGUCGUACAACAACAACCAGCUGUGGUCGUCCUUCGGUAUCUGCGCUGAAGUGACAUCGGCCGAGUCUGUCGUGGGACACAACCGCAUGACCGUUCGCCAGUGGACUUUCGGCAGCGCACCCAUCGCCGUGGUCCGCAGGGAGAAGGGUGAAAAGGACGACACCGUCUCCGUGCUGCAGACACAACUGAGGGACAGCCGUGGGUUCAACCUGACAGGAUACCGGACGGGUCCUGUCGGACAACCGCCCAAAGUGGUCUGGAAUCACCAGCUGGAGAGCAAAGGGACGCUCAAGCUGCGCAACAAUGCCACCCAUCUGAUCGCCCUGUCUGCUGAGGGCGGCCUCCAGUCCAUCGACUUUGCCUCCGGCGCCAUUUCUCAGCCCGUGCCAAUCAAGAUUGAUGUCUCUUCGGGGAACCCAGUCUCGGUGGGCUUCUCGAGAGACCGGGUCGUCAUCCUCGCAGGAGGCCUAGGUGAGGUACGACGGAACUCGCCAGGGUUUCCGUUCCUGUUCACCUUCCCGGCCGACUUCAGCGAUGGAGAGCAGUGCUCGCCGAGUCUCUUGGCCGAUGUGGCUGUGGACAAUCUGGGCUACAGCUAUGUGAGCGUGGCCUGCGGCUUAACGGACCUCUACGUCUUCGGCCCGGCGGGCCGGCUCCGCUUCUUUUCGCGGUAUUCUAAUUCGGCGUUCCAUGGAUUGCCCUUUACGGCCCUACAAGACAUGGCCUGCUGGGCUCGCACGUGCUAUCGCGGCAUAGAGCGUUACAGCGUCGGUGGGGUUCCACCCGGAUACCCUCCGGUGCCAUUCGUGAGACAGGAAGACAACACCUCAUUACUGCUCGUGUCAAGCGCCAACAAGGUGUAUGCUCUGCGUGAGGACGUGCUCGAUGCGCAGAAUCCUGCGUGGCAAUACUCGCUGCCAAUCUCCACCGGUAUUGGUGGGCCAUCUGUUGUGGCCGGAACGCAGAUGUGGUUGCACGAUAACAGCGGCCUUGUGUUGGUGGCACUGGACGCUGCGAAAGGGACCUUGUCCUCUGCCUUCACAUGGCCAUCUUCGUAUUCCUUCCAGUCAAGGUGGCUUGGUAUGACAUCGACUCCAGAUGGGAUACUGUAUGCCACUUUGGAGACCCCUUUUGGUGUCUAUUUCUUUGUUAUCUCCCCAUAA